AUGGCUGCGCUUCUCCUCAUAGGGGUGCUGGCGGCCCCGGGUGUGGGGAGCCACCCUCUGGACACCCCCCACCGUCCUCAGGAGCUGCCUCCAGGACUCUCAAAAAACAUCAAUGUCACAUUCUUCAAUGGCAUGUUUAAAAAUGUGGAAAGUGCAACGGAAAUUUUUGACUGCCUGGGCUCCCACUUCACCUGGCUGCAGGCCGUCUUCACCAACUUCCCCGCGCUGCUCCAGUUCGUCAGCGGCCUGCGGUGCGUGGCUGCUCUCUGCCCCCGAGACCUGGAAGAUUACGGCUGCACCUGCAGGUUUGAGAUGGAAGGGCUGCCGGUGGACGAGUCUGACAGCUGCUGCUUCCAGCACCGCAGGUGCUACGAGGAGGCUGCCGAGAUGGACUGUCUCCAGGACCCGACCAAGAUUAGCACAGAUGUCAACUGCGUCAACAAGAAGAUCACGUGUGAGUCCAGGGACCCUUGUGAGCGCCUGCUCUGUACCUGUGACAAGGCUGCCAUCGAGUGCCUGGCCCAGUCCACCAUCAACUCCUCCCUGAACCUGCUGGACCCCUCCUUCUGCCUGGCCCAGCCUCCGGAGACAACCAGCAGGAAGGAGCUGACGGCCCUUCUGCCCGGAGUGGAACCUGCGGAGCCCACAGACGCCAGCCUGGUGGCCCUCUCAGGAGAAGUGUCUGCUGAGACCAGAGGCGACCAAUUGACCACUCUCUCCAGGACAAGUAAGCCAAGGGGACUUCAGAGGACAGCAGAGGACAAAUACCAGGAAGACACAGAGGCCACGAGGACAACGACCCCCCCGGGGUCUGCAGAGAUCGCUGCCACGGCCGGAGGUGUGACCGUUGUUCCCGCCGCCGGCAGUGGAUCUCCGGGGCUGGCUGCGUCACCCGUCCGACGUGGGCCUGAGCUGACAACUGGGAGAGCUUGUGACAGGGUCACCUUCCUGCACCUGGGAAGUGGGGACAACACACAGGUGAUGCCGCAGCUGGGAGAGAUGCUCUUCUGCCUGACGUCCCGGUGCCCGGAGGAGUUUGAAUCUUACGGCUGUUACUGUGGGCAAGAAGGACGAGGCGAACCAGUGGACACCCUGGACAGGUGCUGUUGGUCUCACCACUGCUGCCUGCAGCAGCUGAGGAGACUGGGCUGCCUGCUCGAGAGGCUUCCUCGGUCCCCGGUGGGGUGCACGGACGGCGCGCCCAAGUGUGCGGGGCAGAGCCUGUGCGCGAAGCUGCUUUGUGUCUGCGACCAGACGGCAGCUGAGUGCAUGGCCGCUGCCUUCUUUAACCAGAGCCUCCAGUCGGCGGGCAGGCCCGAGUGCCCGGGUGGCCCGGCCCUCUGCCAGGGCGGCGUGCAGGGCCCGCCUUCCGCUUCCUCCCUUGGCUCCAGCUCUGAGAGCAGCGAGGAGGCCCUUCCCCAGCCAGUACACCUGAGAAGAACCUGA
Pteronotus mesoamericanus is the source of this 1446-nucleotide messenger RNA. It is a transcript of the gene OC90, whose product is annotated as otoconin 90. Lineage: Eukaryota; Metazoa; Chordata; Mammalia; Chiroptera; Mormoopidae. Gene Ontology annotation, molecular function: calcium ion binding; phospholipid binding. The transcript is spliced from 14 exons. Gene Ontology annotation, biological process: phospholipid metabolic process; lipid catabolic process; arachidonate secretion. The record is from RefSeq and is a predicted model, not a curated record. Bases 1 to 1446 code for a protein of 481 amino acids.